Messenger RNA from Brienomyrus brachyistius, 3307 nucleotides. Its product is annotated as WW domain binding protein 1-like. The record is from RefSeq and is a predicted model, not a curated record. Lineage: Eukaryota; Metazoa; Chordata; Actinopteri; Osteoglossiformes; Mormyridae. Bases 370 to 1134 code for a protein of 254 amino acids. The transcript is spliced from 6 exons.
UGUCCCACUUUUAAAAAGUCAGUAGACUUAUCCAAGAAACGGUAGAAAGUACGUGAACGUAUGUUUGUGUGCGCGAUGCCAUUCGCUAGUUUACAGGAUACCGGUGGAAAGAAGGAAAUAGGCUGUCUGAAAAUGAGAUUUAUUUUAUUUUACUUCGCCGGGCCCAUUAUCCCCGUAGCAACAGAAACAGUAGCCAAAGAGCUGGCACUCAGAUGUAAUCCAUGAAGAUGUUGAAUGGCUGACUGGCAGAACUGGCCACUUGGUGUGCAGGGAGACCUGUCUCUCCACAGAGCCCGCCUCCUCAGUUGGAAAAGCCCCUGGAACGGGCUGCCCUAGCAGAUCUCCGAAGGAGCACGAAGCAGCAUCAUCAUGCCCUUUUUUCAGGGAUUGCAGGAGAACAAGCUGAUCUGCUAUGACCAGAAGAACCAGAGUUACACCUGUGAGUCUGGCCAAUGCUGCGGAGAGUCUGAAUGCUGCGGCCACUACUAUCAGCUUUGGUGGUUCUGGCUGGUGUGGACCCUCAUCAUCACCCUGAGCUGCUGCUGCAUCUGCCACCACCGCCGGGCCAAACUCCGCCUCCAGCAGCAGCAACGGCAGCAUGAAAUCAACCUCAUCGCCUACAGGGAGGCCCACAACAACUCGUCUCUGCCAUUCUACUUCAGGUUAUUGCCCAGCUACCUUCUCCCAGCCUAUGACGAGGUGGUUAGCCACCCCCCGACACCGCCCCCCCCGUACAGCGUCAGACCUCCCAGCCAGAUGGCCCCCCUCGACCCUUUCGUCCCAGAGCGGACGGACGAGCUCCAGCCACUGAGCAGCCCCAGGCCCCGUGAAUGUGAACCUGCCCCCCCGGACGCCCAGGAGGACGAGGUGUCCGAGCAGCAGCGGGAGGGCAAGGAGCAGACCCCAGGGAGGCACCGGCGCUUCACGGGCGACUCGGGAAUCGAGGUGUGUGUCUGCAGCCACAGGCAGGGCGGCGACCCACUGGAGCCGCUGGACUUCUGUGAGGGCUGCAUUGCGGACAGCCCCGGGAACGAGGAGCCGGGCAUGGAGCCCAGGGCCCUUGGGUAUCUCCUACACACCAUCAAUGAGCAGGAGGGACACAGCCAAGCCAAUAGCCCGGGGCCUCAGAGCUGAGGUGGAUGAAGAAGACUGCAUUGUUUUUAUUUCCUGUGAAUGUGUGUGUGUGUGUGUGUGUGUGUGUGUGUGUGUGUGUGUGUGUGUGUGUGUGCGCGCGCGCGCGCGCGUGUCAAGAGUGAGGUACAUUCUCAGUGUCGGACUCAUAAGCAGGAUCCCGCAAAGCCUUCUCCCCCAACAGGCCUUUCCUUGCACUGCCGACAAAGUGCCUACGCAGAUAGCCAAUGGGAAUGCACGAUCAGCUGGCAGCAGCAGACUGACUGCCGGAGGUGAUGCAGCUGUCAGUUGCCACUAGAGGGCCCCCUGUGGUUCGCGGCCGCAGCCGGGGUGCAGAGGAAUGGCCGCUGCUUGACCUGUUUCUGGCACCGUCCAGGGUCAGGUUAAACAGGCCAUUUGCACUGGUGCUCUGAACAACAUGUCUGGUUCAUUAGGCAGUGGCUUAACACCCAGAUAUGUGUAUUUAUUCAUUAUUAGCAUUCUAAAAGUGAAAUGUAAGGUCAUCUACAGAUGUUGUGGGUUUUCUUUUUAUCACAUUUUGCAGUCUGCUGCUUCAGUUAUAGUUCUUUUAACCAUGAGUGAUAUUAAGCUGUUUCUUGGUUCAAGUGGCUGCUUUUAGCCAAGUGAAUGAAUAGACAGAAAAUAAGCACUCGGUCACGAAGAUUUUUCUACUUUGGGUUCAUAUAGGCAAAACAUCUACUGUUUAAAUUUAUUCGUGCCCUGCCUUUGAACAAGUGGUUUUUCAUGGUCUUCGAUGUGCAGUAAUUUUAGUUUUGAAUGAAGUUCCUAUAUACUUCUGAUUUGCUUUUUGUUUGCUGUUUGACACUAGGUUUUAAGAGAUUGAAAGCAGUUGUAGCGCUCAAUUGGUCACUUGUGUGGUUGUCCUGAUCAUGAGCAGUCGGCUCCAUUGAGGGAAACGGGGAAGAGCCCUCAGUUACAGGUGACACAGUCCCACAGAUGGACCCUUUAAGGUGAUGAUACACACAGCAACAACACAGUUGCCAACCAGGUGAGACAAAGGAAAACUCAUCUGCAUCUGGAUGUUCACAAAAAGUUGCCCAUCGGUGAUCAAAGUUUUUCCAAGUUGAAAAAUGUUGCCUAAAAUCAAUGGGAAAGUGCCCAAGCAACUUUGCUCAAAACGUCGCCCUGUGUAUUAUCGCCCUUACUGGUCUAGUCUGACUCCUUGAUGAGCUUUAACUACUUGGGGUUGCAGCUGUGCUAUUGAAAGCUUAUAGAGAGAUUGUCAUCUGUCUUUUCUUCCAGUAGAUAUUAGUUCAGAAGUGAUUGAUUGUCUUAAAUCGGAAUCUGUCUGAUGAGAUAGUUGUAAAAAUGUUUAUCAACCGUCUGGUUUUGCCUUAAAACUAAGAACUGGUUUAAGUUAUAAGGAAUCUUUCCUUUGUUAUAUAAUAUGUCACAUGGUUCUUGGGCAUAAAACCAAAAUUACUGUAAAUUCAGUUACUGUAAGUUUUGCAUCCCUUUUGUUAAUGUGACCAAAUGUCUCUGCUUACUGUUUUAUAUUGGAAUGUAUUUUUUUAUCUAGAAAGGCUACAGCUGAAUGAAGUGCUAGAGCGAGCCGAAGGUAGCAGCUGCCUUUCCUCCUCGGGCUGUGUGCUGAGCUGUAUUUUACUCUGAUUUCUCGUAACAUUUUGCACAGUGCAAUUUACCAGCGUUAUUUGUAGCAUUUUGUAAGAUAUGAUUAAUGUGGAGAGAAUAAAAAGCCACAUUGUAAUGCCUUUUUUGUUUCUUUUAUUUUCCAUAAGAUAAACACUUAAGUAUUAUAUGUAAAGAACUGUCAGUGAAAGGCAACUGCGGAACUGCUCGUUUACCAGUAAGACGUGUUGGUUUAAGGUACAAUGCGCUUAUUGGCCUGUAGAGGGCAUCAGGAUGCCAACCAAUACGACUUCGUAUGUUUUUCACGUUAAUCCCCUGGGAUACACUCGUAUUGGGCCGGGGUUGUUUUGUUCUUCACCACAGUUACUCCCUUAAAUUUCAAAAUGAUAACGAAAAUAUUUCUCAGAAUGCUGUUCAACGAUAUGUUUCACUGCAGCGGUUUCGUAUAAUUAAGAAUAAUCUCCCGUGAAUUGUACCUUCCUGUGGAAAUUGAUGAAGUUAAAGUCAAAUCACUUCCUCGCUCAGUGUUUGGCGUGCAUUUGAUUCAAGUGGACUCCCCACUUUC